This is a messenger RNA of Cyphellophora attinorum, 852 nucleotides long. RefSeq names its product putative hydrolase YraK. The transcript has a single exon. Lineage: Eukaryota; Fungi; Ascomycota; Eurotiomycetes; Chaetothyriales; Cyphellophoraceae. The coding region runs from base 1 to 852 and encodes 283 amino acids. The record is from RefSeq and is a predicted model, not a curated record.
AUGCCUUUCCUUCCUGUUUCCAACGCCGUCCUCAAAUACGAAGUCUAUCCUUCUGCUCUAGCUCUUCACCUACCACUCUUGGUUUUGAUCCACGGCGGAAACGGUAGCGGUGACAUCUUCCAGAAUGCCGCCACGGCCCUGCAAGAUACUUUCCGCGUCUGUUUCUACGACCGCCGUGGCUUCACCCGCUCUGCCCUCACCGGCCCCCAGGACUACAGCACUGGAUCCGCGCGCCUGGCCACCGACACCGACGACGUCCGCGCCUUAAUCGAGCAACUCAACAAGGACGCAGAUUCCAAGAACGCAUUCAUCUUCGGCAACUCAUCCGGAGCCGUGGUUGCUCUUGAGACUCUGACCCGUCAUGCAGAUGUCAUCACUCUCUGCCUGGCCCACGAAACGCCAGCUGCACACCCGAGGCCUGAUCGCGAAGCCGUCAUGGAAGUCCAGAGAUCUAUCUACGACAUCUACCGUAAGCAGGGGCAUAUUGCAGCCAUGGCCGAAUUCCAGAAGUAUGUGCAUGCGGACAAGGACAGUGGAUUCGGCACAGGCGCUGAUCCACGUGAGAAUCCGUAUUUCAUGGGGAACCUCCUCUACUGGUUUGAGAGGGAAGUGCUGGGAUACAUCGACCACGAGUUUGACCUGAAGACGUUACGACAAGAAAAGGAGAAGCUAGUACUGGUCAAUGGCAAAGGAAGCUACCAUGACAGUCCGCAGAUCUUAUGUAAUGAGGCACUGGAACAGGAGUUGGGCUCCGAGAUAGUGAUGUUCGAAGGUGGGCAUAUCAAUUACAAGGUCGAUCCGGAGAAGUUCGCGGAGGAUGUGAAGCGAACUGUGAAGGCUAGGCAGGGAUAA